CAUAAGGUCAACAGGUCAACGUACAUUUAAUCGUACCACGCUGCGGCGGCUGUGAUACGGAUAGGCCAUGGAUUUCCUAGAGGACUUGUCCUGGUGGGUGAAAUUCCGUCACCCAGCGGAUAUUUACAAACAGCACCCCAGCUAUCUAAAGUUGGAGUUUAUGACCUAUUUCUGUGCAUUACUCACUCUCAUCCAUGCAUUGAGGAAUGGUGGACGCUUCAAAUGGCUCUGGCUGGGUGUCAUCUUGCACGGACUCGUUGUGGAAGCAAUCAGCUACAACCUUCCGGAGAUUGACAAUUUUUGGCAUGCCCAGGGCACGAUCAUGUUCCUAGGGGGAAGACUUCCACUUUACAUCGUCGUCAUCUAUGCUGUGUUUUUGUACACUGCCUCCGUAGCUGUUGCACACUGGAGGCUGAAAUGGUGGGCGGAGCCUUUUGCUGUGGGCCUGACCGUAGUUGUCAUAGAUCUUCCGUAUGAUAUUUGUGCGGUCAAGCACCUCGCCUGGACAUGGCAUGACACUGACCCCAACAUUUAUGACCGCAUGUACUGGGCACCCUGGACAAGCUACUACUUCCAUGCCUCCUUUGCCUGUGGAUUCACUUUUGCAUUCCACGGCUUCCACAAAUUGUUUGGUGGAAAUGCUAACAGAUUCCAGAGUAAGGGAUUUUUUAAAGAGGUACCCAACACCAUGUUUGCAGCCAUGUUGGGUUUCCCCCUGGGAACUCUCCAGUUUCUGCCUAACUACCACAUCCUCCAUGACAACUAUAACAUCCACACCGAAGUUUGUGUCCUCAUCUUCUUCGCUGUGUAUGUGAUGAUUAUAUGGAAGGGAGACCGAGCAGCAUGUCUAGAGAGGUCGCUGAGUGCAGAGAAACUCAGAAAAACCAGCUGGUUCAAUGAGAUCACAAUCUUGGCCGUUGUCUACUUUGCAUUCUUCAUGCAUCUUGUGGUGACUGGCAAACCCGAGGAGCAGGUCUCCAUCGGCUUACAUGAGGUCAUAGGACCCUGUAAUGAGACUGUUGCGAUGACGGCUGCAUCUGGGCAGAUCCUGACAAAGAGAAAGUACCUAUGCCUGAAGGAUUAUGAUGAGGACUAUUUCGACUUUCACUGCAUCAAAGGCAAACCUCCUGUGGGGAAGGAGUGGUACACCACAUGUGGUACCCCGUACAGGAACCACAUGGAAUAUAUCGUAGUUGUCGGCUUCUGCUGUCUCUUCGGACUACAUUGGAUAUUCUCUCUGAUUGGAAGCGGCGGGCUACCGAGGGCAACCCCAAGUCCUGGCAAAGAACCUAAAGCUAAACAGAACUAGACAAGGAUCAUGAACAUUGUAGCCCAGAGAUGCAUUAGUGCUAUUUGAAUAAGUUAUUAAGUAAAAUGUUAAAAAUAUCUAACGGUA
Molecule: messenger RNA, 1396 nt
Organism: Pecten maximus
Lineage: Eukaryota; Metazoa; Mollusca; Bivalvia; Pectinida; Pectinidae
Exons: 8
Coding region: 68-1309 (413 amino acids)
Source: RefSeq, a predicted model, not a curated record